UUCUCCGCGCCGCAGCCGCAGCCCCUCCCAGUAGUCUCCUUUGUCGUGUGCCAUGGUGCUAGUGACUUUGUGCACCUCCAUAGUUUGCUCAAGGUCCCUUCUCUUUUGUACUCUUGUUUUCGUUGUUAGCCACUGAACCUCUUCAUCCUUGUUUUCAUUUUAGUGUUACUGUACGACGUCGUAAGCUGUGUGGUGGGAGAAGGUAGAGCGUUCAUAGAGAGGAGCUUUUUUGUUGGCUAGUUUGCUGCACCUCCAUCUUUGUUUCAAGUUUGUUGGGUUGGAGUCGCUUAAGACUGACUCGGUGAAUAUUGAAAGUAAAUUAUGGCCAGUAGGAGCAAUUUCAAAACUCCAAAGAAGGAUGGGAACACCUCAAAUUCGAGCUUUCCUUCUCUAGAAAAUAAUUAUGAAGGUGAACGUCUCACCAAUCUGCUCCAAUCAAUCCGUAGAGAGAUCCGAACUGCAAGAGAUUCAGAUGGAACUUCCUUGUCGGAGAAAAUAUGGUUAAAGCAACAAUUCUCUAUCGGGGUCAAUGAUGUAACUCGUGUCCUUGAGCGCAUGAAACCAUGCACUGAAUUAGAAAGCUCCGCUCAGCUCGUUCCUUUAAGAAGCAACAACAAUAAAACUCCUUCAGUUAAGCUUCAGGCUGUGCUUGUAGCUUCUGAUUGUAACCCACGAUGGCUGACGAAGCAUUUACAAAGUUUGGCUUCAUCAAGGAGUGUGCCCCUUAUCUUUGUUGGAGAUAAUAAACACGGUUCCUUCAGAUUAGGUGAACUUGUUCAACUAAAAACUGCCAUUGCUAUCGGAAUUAAGAUUAAAGACAGUAGCAUAAAUAAAAUUAUUGAGGAGGUUGUUCAAGGCUAUAGAUUUGAACCUCCACCGGACGAUCAAAAUUGAGCAAGAAUAUUUUUGAUGCGUGAAGGGGAUUUCCAAGACCCUUUCAAAAAUGUAAUAUUUUGGUACAGAUUUUAUAUAUUGGAUUUAUAACCAAUAGUAUUAGCCUCGCACUCUGAAGGUGUCGUUCUGCUUUUCUUACGUGGAAAUGGGGCUGAAAAUGCAUUUUUGAUUUUUUUCUUUUUUGAGCAUGAUAAUUUUCUUCAUAGUCCGAACACUUCUUCAGGAAAUCAGGGGUUAAAUCAUUCAA
Molecule: messenger RNA, 1141 nt
Organism: Vigna unguiculata (cowpea)
Lineage: Eukaryota; Viridiplantae; Streptophyta; Magnoliopsida; Fabales; Fabaceae
Source: RefSeq, a predicted model, not a curated record